AAGGGGGGGUCUCGGCGGCCAAAGGAGGAGUAGCAGCGGGUGAAGAUGGCGGCAGCCGAGGCCGCGAACUGCAUCAUGGAGAAUUUUGUAGCCACCUUGGCUAAUGGGAUGAGCCUCCAGCCGCCUCUUGAAGAAGUAAAUAUCCUUUUCCCCUCCCCAUCAGCCCUGUGCCUCCCCCCCCUUUUGCUGUUCCCUCCCCUCCCCAGCUGUGGGCUGAGCUAGAAUCGGGGGCAGAGAAACUGGAGAGAUGGUAGGCGUGGCUGAGGUCUCCUGUGGCCAGGCUGAGAGCAGCGAGAAGCCCAAUGCUGAGGACAUGACGUCCAAAGAUUACUACUUCGACUCUUAUGCUCACUUCGGCAUCCACGAGGAGAUGCUGAAGGAUGAGGUGCGGACCCUCACAUACCGCAACUCCAUGUUCCACAACCGGCACCUCUUCAAGGACAAGGUGGUGCUGGAUGUGGGCUCUGGCACAGGUAUCCUCUGCAUGUUUGCUGCCAAAGCCGGGGCCCGCAAGGUCAUCGGGAUCGAGUGUUCCAGUAUCUCUGAUUAUGCGGUGAAGAUUGUCAAAGCCAACAAAUUAGACCAUGUGGUCACCAUCAUCAAGGGGAAGGUGGAGGAGGUGGAGCUGCCAGUGGAGAAGGUGGACAUCAUCAUCAGCGAGUGGAUGGGCUACUGUCUCUUCUAUGAGUCGAUGCUCAACACUGUGCUCUAUGCCCGCGACAAGUGGCUGGCACCUGAUGGCCUCAUCUUCCCUGAUCGAGCCACACUGUAUGUGACGGCCAUUGAGGACCGGCAGUAUAAGGACUACAAGAUCCACUGGUGGGAGAAUGUAUAUGGUUUUGACAUGUCUUGCAUCAAGGAUGUGGCCAUCAAGGAGCCCCUCGUGGAUGUAGUGGACCCUAAGCAGCUGGUCACCAAUGCCUGCCUCAUAAAGGAGGUGGACAUCUACACUGUCAAGGUGGAAGACCUGACCUUCACCUCCCCGUUCUGCCUGCAAGUGAAGCGGAAUGACUACGUGCAUGCUCUGGUGGCUUACUUCAACAUCGAGUUCACCCGCUGCCACAAGAGGACCGGCUUCUCCACCAGCCCCGAGUCCCCCUACACGCACUGGAAGCAGACAGUCUUCUACAUGGAGGAUUACCUGACUGUGAAGACAGGCGAGGAAAUCUUUGGUACCAUUGGCAUGCGGCCCAACGCCAAGAACAACCGUGACCUGGACUUCACCAUCGACCUGGACUUCAAGGGCCAGCUGUGUGAGCUCUCCUGCUCCACCGACUACCGGAUGCGCUGAGGGCUGGCCCACUGCUCCUUGGAGCCCAGGGCUGCGGUGGUCUUAGGCGAUUUCAGGGCCCUCCCUUCUCCCUCCCUCUGAAGGGGGCUUUAGGGGCCUGGGCCGGGGUGGGGGGGACACAUCGUGACUGUGUUUUUCAUAACUUAUGUUUUUAUAUGGUUGCAUUUACGCCAAUAAAUCCUCAGCUGGG
Messenger RNA from Chrysochloris asiatica (Cape golden mole), 1481 nucleotides. It is a transcript of the gene PRMT1, whose product is annotated as protein arginine methyltransferase 1. Gene Ontology annotation, cellular component: nucleus. The record is from RefSeq and is a predicted model, not a curated record. Gene Ontology annotation, molecular function: protein-arginine N-methyltransferase activity. Lineage: Eukaryota; Metazoa; Chordata; Mammalia; Afrosoricida; Chrysochloridae. Bases 248 to 1291 code for a protein of 347 amino acids. The transcript is spliced from 12 exons.